GCGAGUGGGAGGCGACAACCUGCACUGACAGCUCCACACAGCCUCCCUCAUAGUUGUUAGCUGUUUGUUGUGGUCGGAGGAAGACAUCAAGGAGCCGCUGGAAAAGAAAAAAAGGGGGAAAAAACAAUGGAAAAUGAGAGCAAGAGGAAGAUGAAGGAGAGAUUUGGCCUGAGGCGAGACAUCUUUAAGGAGUUCCUGGCGGAGUUUCUGGGGAUAUUUAUCCUGAUACUCUUUGGAUGUGGUUCAGUGGCCCAGACGGUGCUGAGUAAAGGGGCUCUGGGGGAGCCGCUGACCAUCCAUGUUGGCUUCACUCUGGGAGUCAUGAUGGCCGUCUACAUGGCUGGGGGAGUGUCAGGAGCCCAUGUGAACCCUGCAGUCUCUCUGGCCAUGGUGAUCCUGGGGAAGCUGCCUCUGAAGAAGUUCCCUGUGUAUGUGGUAGCACAGUUCCUGGGGGCUUUUGCUGGAUCCUGUGCUGUCUAUGGGUUGUAUUAUGAUGCUUUGAUGGACUACACUAACGGAGAAUUUGCAGUUACUGGUGCAAACGCCACAGCCAACAUAUUUGCAUCUUAUCCUGCAAAACAUCUCUCAGUCCUAAAUGGGUUCGUGGAUCAGGUAAUUGCAACUGGCGCACUGAUCCUGUGCAUCCUGGCCAUCACUGACAGGAAGAAUAUUGGUGCUCCCAAAGGGAUGGAGCCUCUGUGCAUCGGCCUCAUCAUCAUGGCCAUCGGAGUGUCCAUGGGUCUGAACUGUGGUUACCCGAUCAACCCGGCCCGAGACCUCGGCCCGCGCUUCUUCACGGCCGUAGCUGGGUGGGGCAUGGAAGUAUUCAGAGCUGGAGGCUGCUGGUGGUGGAUUCCUGUGGCAGGGCCCAUGGUGGGUGGAGCAGUCGGAGCUGGCAUUUACUUUCUCUUCAUUGAGCUGCACCAUCCAGAGCCUGAAAAACAGGAGGAGAACAACGUCCAGGACAAAUAUGAAAUUAUAACUAUGAGCUAAAACUGAGAACAAGGGCUGCAGAACAAAGUAACGGAGCAACAAAUAGACACAGAGCACAGUUUGAUAUGAACUACCAGUUAAAAGUUUCUACACACCUUCUCAUUUAUUGUUUUUUCUUUACUUUUAUGACUAUUUAUGUUGUAGAUUCUCACUGAAGGCAUCAAAACUAUGAAUGAACACAAAUGGAAUUAUGGAGUAAACAAAAAAGUGUGAAAGAAACCAAAACUUGUUUUAUAUUUUAGAUUCUUCAAAAUAGCCACCCUUUGCUUUGAUUACUGCUUUGCAUUCUCUCUAUGAGCUUCAUGAGGUUGUCACCUGAAAUGGUUCUCCAACAAUCUUGAAGGAGUUCCCAGAGAUACUGAGCACUUGUUGGCCCUUCUGCCUUCACUCUGCGGUCCAUCUCAUCCCAAACCAUCUUGAUUGGGGUUAGGUUAGAUGAUUGUGGAGGCCAGGUCAUCCGAUGCAGCACUCCAUCACUCUCCUUGCUAGCCCUUACACAGCCUGGAGGUGUGUUUGGGGUCAUUGUUCUGUUGAAAAGAUGGUCCAACUAAACGCAAAGUGGAUGAUGGUGGUGACUCGGAUGAACUUAUCCUCAGCAGCAGAGGUGACUCUUGGUCUUCCUUUCCUGGGCCGGUCCUCAUGUGAACCAGUUGUGUUGUAGCUCUUGUGACUGCACUUGGGGAUACAUUCAAAGUUUUUGCAAUUUUCCAGGCUGACUGACCUUCAGUUCUUAAAGUAAUGAUGGACUGUCCUUUCUCUUUACUUAGCUGAUUGGUUCUUUCCAUACUAUAGAUUCUAACAGUUGUCAAAUAGGUCUGUCAACUUUUUACCAACCUGACUUCUGCACAACACAACUGAUGGUCCCAACCCCGUUAAGAAAGCAAGAAAUUCCACAAACUACCCUUUAUAAGGUACACCUGUGAAGUGAAAACCAUUUCAGGUGACUACCUCAUGAAGCUCAUGGAGAGAAUGGCAAGAGUGUGCAAAGCAGUAAUCAAAGGGUGGCUACUUUGAGGAAUCUAAAAUACAAAACAUGUUUUGACUUUUUUUUUACUACAUAAUUCCAUAUGUGUUCAUUCAUAGUUUUAAUGCCUUCAGUGAGAAUCUACAAUGUAAAUGUUCAUGAAAACAAAGAAAAAUCAUUAAAUGAAAAGGUGUCAAAGUUUUGACUGGUAGUGUAUUCUUACAAUUAAAAAAAAAAGAAAAUCUACCAUUAAAUGGUUAAAUACAACACAUGUACCUGACAAAACAAUUUCAUACAGUCAUUUAUAUAAUGCAAUACUUAUAUGCAUGAAUGUUUUAUGAAGCCUUUUUGCUAAAAGUCUGGUCUAUUUAUAGGGUUCAUGUUUUAUAAGCCAGCGGCUCUUAAAUAUAUCAACAUACUAAAAUUGCUUAAAAAUAUAUUCUCUUUAGACCUCGGGCUUUUCAUAAUAUUCCUCUGAAUUGUAGCUAUGCAGUAAUCACCUAUCUACUAACUGGGAUCAACUUCUCUUGUUAGAAUUGUUUGCCAAGUUUCUGUACAGCAUUUUUAUGUUUACUAUUGUCCAUCUAACAAACAGAAAUUUAUUACAUGUAGCACUUAUAAACAAGAGUUUAUUAAUGUGGAAAUGUAGUAAUUUAUAUUAUUUUUAGCCAAUGUGAUGAUUUGUUUUGUGAAGUGACAUCCUUAUUCUGUUUCACUUCAUUCCCUUGCAUGCGUGUAAAAACGUAUGAUUGAUUGCUUUGUCUUGCUUUAAGUGCUGUAGUUUGUAAAGCACAUUUUCUGUAAGUAGGAAAUCCAGCCUUAAAUAAUUACACUUUACACUGGCAUUGCUUACUUUUACGUUCAUUUUCAUAAUUUUGUGACACAAACUUUUGUUUAUUAAGCUGGAUUACAAAAUGCUGUUUAUAUUGAAAAGCCAUAACUUAACAUAGGAUAGUUAAGUGUUAGCUGUCUGCAAAAACAAAUCAACAAAAAAUUAAUAAUUUGAUGCAUUAUGCUUAUAUCAGUGCAUUUGCUGCAUCAGGGGCAAUAUUCAAACACUGGCUGCAGCUGUUUACAUUAAAAAAAAUCUUCUCAGCCGAGGUAAAAUGUGGAAAAAACAUAUUUUGAGGAUUUUUGGAAAGUUAAACACUGGAAGCUUAAAAGAAAAGGAAAAACUAUGCUUGGAAAUAUAAAACAGAAAUGUAAAAUAAAUGCAAAUUCAAAGUCAAAAGGCUGUGUUUUAUAAAACUAUGACUUUUAACUCAGUCUGGAUGAUGGGACCACAUGCUGCUGGCACCACUGUCAGAAAACAAAGUACCGGUAUGUAGACCCGCUGAUGUGAAUAUGAAUAUUUGUUGUCAGUUAAAUUCAUUCAUUGUGAGAUUAUACUGUAGUGCACUAAAAGUGGAUUUACAGCAGCACACUGGUUUUGUAAUACACAGGACACUUGUUGGCAACAAGACAAUCACUAAAAUUAUUUGUUCUUCUAUUGUGAAACAGCUGUUUCUGCCAACCAAAUGCUUGGCAUAAACACUGAAGGUUGAGUUUGUUUUGAGGUCCGAGGUUAAACAUGCAGUGCAUCAACUGGUGAACAUACUUUAACCCUGUGCUGUAUGCGGCCUCCUUUUAAAUCCGUUGCACUGUACAAAAGCAGUUGGUUGCAUUGAAUCAGUUCAGCCGUUUUUCAGUGAAAUAGCUUAUUUUUUUUUAUACUUUUCUCUCCUUGUCUUUGGCAUGAAGUACAUUUUAAUCUUUUGUUUGUUUGCUUUUUCUAAAGUAGCUUCCCAACAUUAUUUUCACAUGUUUGUGAAAAUCAGCUGUUUUUCUGUUUUUUGUUUUACACAGUUCACUGUACUGAAUAAACUCUGUUGGAAUAAUUUG
This is a messenger RNA of Acanthochromis polyacanthus (spiny chromis), 3838 nucleotides long. It is a transcript of the gene aqp9b, whose product is annotated as aquaporin 9b. Gene Ontology annotation, biological process: water transport; glycerol transmembrane transport. The record is from RefSeq and is a predicted model, not a curated record. Gene Ontology annotation, cellular component: plasma membrane; basolateral plasma membrane. NCBI's taxonomy places the organism in Eukaryota, Metazoa, Chordata, Actinopteri, Pomacentridae. Bases 127 to 993 code for a protein of 288 amino acids. Gene Ontology annotation, molecular function: urea transmembrane transporter activity; water channel activity; glycerol channel activity. The transcript is spliced from 6 exons.